Adineta steineri is the source of this 905-nucleotide messenger RNA. The record is from the annotation of a GenBank genome assembly. NCBI's taxonomy places the organism in Eukaryota, Metazoa, Rotifera, Eurotatoria, Adinetida, Adinetidae.
CAGCUGUUGGUAAUCAUGAAGCUGCUCCAUGUAAUCUAUAUCCAACACCAAAUAUUAAAACAGAUAACAUAUCAUGGUUAUAUGAAGUAUUAGCUGAUAAUUGGAUAAGAUUUGGUUUGUCAGAAGAUACUCGAGCCAGUAUUGAACGUGGAGCAUUUUAUACAACAUUGAUUCGACCUGGUUUACGAUUGAUUUCACUUAAUAUGAAUUAUUGUACGUCAGAUAAUUAUUGGUUAAUAAUUAAUUCAACAGAUCCUCUUGAUCAACUUCAAUGGUUAAUUCAAUGGUUACAAUAUGCUGAAGGUCAUGAAGAAAAAGUUCAUAUAAUUGGACAUCAACCUCCUCGUUCUUGUAUGGCAGCAUUUAGUUGGAAUUUUAAUAAAAUUGUUAAUAGAUAUGAAAAUACAAUUGCUGGACAGUUUUAUGGACAUGCACAUUCGGAAGAAUUCAUGGUUUUUUAUGAUGAAGUUGAAAAACAACGACCUGUUUCAAUGGCUUAUAUUGGUCCAUCAGUAACAACUUAUUCAAAUUUAAAUCCAGGUUACCGUGCAUAUACAAUCGAUGGUGAUUAUGCAGGAAGUUCAUUUUGGACACUCGAUUAUCAUACAGUGAUAAUGAAUUUAACUGCAUCAAAUGCACAAAACAAAACAAUAUUUCUCAAAGAGUAUGAUGCUCGUGAUGCAUAUCAAAUGAAGAAUUUAUUUCCAAAUGAUUGGAAUGAUUUCAUACAACGAUUACAGAAUGAUAUCGAUGGUCCAUUGAUGGGUUUAGCAUUUCAAUAUUCUACAAAAUCUUAUCAAAAUGGAACUCAAUGUGAUCAUAAUUGUCGUCGAGGACUUUUAUGUGAUUUUAAAACAAGUCGUUCAGAAGAUCCUCAUGCAUGUGAUUCAAUUCCUCCAUUUUAA